AUGUGGAGCCGCCUUCCGGCAUUGACGGUGAUUGGUCGGAACUCCGCGGGCAGACCGGAUGAAGUCCGCAACGUCGACGUUACUUGUCAAGUUCCUCCAAUCAAUACCUACACCAAAAACAGCGCUGCUUCGGCGAUCAGCAUGAGCGCGACAUUCGGCCGCAAGAAGUCCUGCGCCUCUUGCCGUAUCAGCAAGGCGAGAUGUUCCCUCGAUUCCCCGUGUCGGCGAUGCGAGGAGAGAAACCUCGACUGCAAGUACGACCAUCCGCCGAGGCGUCCAGCGACCUACCGAGCAUUGCGUCCCCUGCAGACCCCCGAGGAGAGCUCACGCAGAGACAUAGAAGAAACUAGAUCCCAUGCCGAGAGAUCGACUCACCGUAGAAGCCCUCCUCCCGGGCCCUUGAUGGAAAAUCACAUUGACCAUUUUGAUGGGCCGUCGAUGAAUUGGGAUACGUUACUUUCACCCUCAUUUUUACAGCUGUCCCCGGGCUGUGAGCUUGGUUUCUCAAGUUUACUAAGCCCGUCCUCCUCCGACAUGCGCCUGAACACAUUUCAAGGCCUUCAGGCACCACCCGAGUCUAGCGGGGUGCCAUGGAUUCGGAACGGCCAACGACCCGGUGUACCAGACCAUCCAGAGGCCCGGUCUCCAUUAGGUAGUCCUCCUUCUAUUCCUACUGCCAGGCCAGAUCAGCUGCAGACGCAAGCCAGAACACGCCUCUCCCGGCCUCGCCGCCCAUUCUACCAGGACAGGCCCUUUGCGUUGCGACCCAACAAGGUAGUAGCGGCGUGUUUUACCGUAAAAGUACUCAUGGGCCAGCUUUUGGCUUAUCCCAAAAUGAUGGCCAAGGGCGGACGACUGCCGCCGUUCAUAUUCCCUCCCUGUGUCGUGGAAGGGAAUGUUUUGACGACGGAUUGCUGUAGCACUGGCUACCACAAGUGCCUGCCAGAGACCUUGGCCAUCUGUUGCAACUUGGUACAGAGUUUUGAGGCAAGGACCGCUGGAAGUGCGUCGUUUGUAUGGAAGAGCAUUUACAAAGAGGUCGGGAGGCUCCAGAAUGAGCAUGACUCAUACAACUGUGAAGAGCUGCUUCAAGCUCUGCAGGCUGUAGUCAUAUACAUCUUGCUGCAAGCAGGAGACCCGGACUCGGUGCCCUAUAACGAUAUCGCAGCACUGGUGUCAGCCCCCGAGUCCAUCGCCAAGUCCCUUCACACGUCCUCCGAUUACACCGUCAAUCUGACCAACAGCACCAAGAUUGAUCGUCGGAAAUGGGUCGCUCGCGAAAGUGUUCGAAGGACGAUAUGUAUCAUUUUCGGUGUCCAGCUUAUGUUGGACGUGGACUUCAACGUCGCGGGAGGAGAAUGCGGCGGCUACAGCCAACUGCCUCUCCCCUCGGGACGAGAGCUGUGGGAGACCGUGUCCAAUGAUGAGUGGGCGGCACGGUAUAGGAAGCUUCAUGCUCGGUACCGCGACGAUAAUGUGUUGAAUAUACAGGACCUUCGGCGGGCGAGACGAGCUCUGGAGACAGAUAUUACAGAUCAGAGCGAGGAAGGGCGGCUUGUAGGCCGGGUUGCAGAGUGGUGCGAGAGCCUGGACGAGCUUGGGAUGAUGGUGUGGAUGGCAGUUAUGCAAGAGUCAAAGUAUACAAAAUAGAGAUAAGAUAUAAAAUACUAUUUU
This is a messenger RNA of Colletotrichum destructivum, 1674 nucleotides long. Its product is annotated as Putative zn(2)Cys(6) fungal-type DNA-binding domain-containing protein. Gene Ontology annotation, molecular function: zinc ion binding; DNA-binding transcription factor activity, RNA polymerase II-specific. The record is from RefSeq and is a predicted model, not a curated record. The transcript has 4 exons. Gene Ontology annotation, biological process: regulation of DNA-templated transcription. Lineage: Eukaryota; Fungi; Ascomycota; Sordariomycetes; Glomerellales; Glomerellaceae. Bases 1 to 1650 code for a protein of 549 amino acids.